Molecule: messenger RNA, 6902 nt
Organism: Phoenix dactylifera (date palm)
Lineage: Eukaryota; Viridiplantae; Streptophyta; Magnoliopsida; Arecales; Arecaceae
Source: RefSeq, a predicted model, not a curated record
GAAAUAUUCGUUCACUUUAUGUUUGCUCCGCAGCCCCCAUUCUCGCCGAGGAAGGGAGCUCGAAAGGCCUCCAUAGCCCCACCUUCGUCUCCCAGCCCUAACCCUAGCUCGGAAUCCAGAGAUUUAAACGCUAACCCUGGUUUCAGGGGGGUAUCGGUUUCGAUCUCCAUUUGUGGAACUCGUAGGCAAUCCAAGUAAGCUAGCUGGAACCUCUCCAUCUCCCUCCCUGAAUCGGCAGUCCCGGUUUCAGAGCGGUUCUUGGCUAGGGUUCCGGUUCUUUGUUCACUGGAUGGGCGUUGGGUUUCGAUUUUUUUCUUCCCGUGGUAAUAAUCGUCUGCGGAGUUUGGGAAUUCCAUGUUUGGGCAGCUGUUCUUGCGUGAAUUGUGCGGAGGCAUGUCGGCGCUGGCGUUCAGUGGCAAGAUGUGGUUUUCGGAAGUGAGUUAGGCCUAGCAUGAGUUCUUGAUUGAAAAUAUCUGCACGACUGGAACCAGGUGCUUCUCAAAGGACUGAGAGGCUAUUGAAGUUUGCACAUUUCUUUCCAUUUGGGUAGAUUUCCCUUACUGUUCCCGGACAAUGUGAAAGCACUAGUACUGGUUACUGCAAGCCACCUCAUCUAUGCCAGAGAAUGAAGUCGCUGAGAGGAUCCAUAACUUUUUUGAGCAAGAUAGCUUCUCGCAAAUUCUUCAUUCUUAAGUGCAAGGCCAAAGUUGGCCAGUUUUAACCAACAAUCCAUGGAUUGGUACCCAAAGGCAGAAUGGAGUUCUUCAUAAUUUUGAUUCAAAGAACUACAUUGCUCAUUCUUCAGCUAUUUGUGAUUGCUUUGCUUUUGAAAGAGUCUGAGCAAGGCAAUGGCAGACAGUCUUCGCAAGUGCCUUCUGGCAUAAAUUUGACGCAGUCAACCCUAAACCAAGAAUUUGCUAGAAAUCAAUCUAGAGGCCAAGAAUUCAACUCAAAUGGAUUUAUGCAUGGUUCUCAUGGUCUUCACCGAAGUUCCAAUCAAGUGGGGUUUCUAAGGGAUGGAACAACUUCUGAUAGUCAUAGUCUACCACUUAGAGGCUUAUGGACUUUUGAGUUGCAGCAGGGAAAGGCCCCUGAAAAUGGCUCCGGUCUUAAAAGAAGUUCAGAGAGGUCUGAUGUAGUUGAAGCUCCUGCAAAUUUUGGCUUUUUUGGUGCUCAACAACAGCUCAGUAUGAGCCAACACCCAGGACUAUCACAGCCUCACUCUAGGCAGCAGCAAGGGUUUAAUGAUAUGCAGUUAUGGCAACAACACUUGGUGUACAAACAUCUACAAGAGAUUCAGAGGCAGCAGCAACUUCAGCAAUUGGAGCUGGGGGGAAGGCCACAAAGUUUAAAUACUCAGCUACCUGGAGUUGCAAGACAACCAGCUGUUGAUCGGUUUCCAGGCGUGCUGAAUGGCAUGCCUGUUAGUGAUUCAUCUAAUUACAUGUGGUCAAAUGAGCAUAUAGAAGGUGAAUUGAAGACUCCGAGCAGCUCUCAUAUGCUUCUUGCUGGGAGUAUGAGCAUGGCACAGUGUAGUGGGUCUCCCAUGCAUGGAAUUUCAAAUGGGCUUAUAUUUUCACAUGAACAGGACCAAUUAAUGCGACCUUUGGGGUUUAUUCCCCAACUUGAUCAAUCUUUGAAUGAGACUCCUGUUCCCCACAUGAGAGGCUCUUCAAUUUAUUUCUCCCAGUUCCAAGGAAUGUCUCGUGAUUACACUGAUGCAUUGAUCAAGGAAGGUGGGAACCAGGCAGAGAAGUCAUCAAUUCAGUCACCUGCACUAACUUGUUUUCAAAGUGGUCAUCUUAUGGUUCCCGAGCAGGGCUGCUUACAGGACAGUGUUUUGAUUGCUAAGCAGGCCUUUCAAGGAAAGAGUUCUCCGGAGCAAGGUUCGAAUAUUGGUGCCACAUCAGGUAACUAUUGGCAAGCAGAUCAUGUCUCACAUAAUUUGCAGGCUCAUGAAUUUCAAGGUAGGAAGGAAGAAAGUGAUUGGUCAGGAAACCUGGAGGAAGAGGCAGCGAUGCAGAUAAAACCUUCUCGUGGUGGAACUAGUCUAGAUCCGGCGGAAGAGAAACUCUUGUUCAGCACAGAUGAUGAUGGCAAUUGCGCUUCUUCUUUUGGAAGUAGUAUCAUAAACUCAACAGGUUUUCUGCAUGAUAAACCUUUGGAAAGUAAUGACCAUUUUGGUACAUUUCCUUCCAUUCAAAGUGGGAGCUGGAGUGCUCUUAUGCAAGAGGCUGUGGAAGCUUCAAGCAGCAAUGCUGGACUACAUGAAGAGUGGAGUGGCUUGAGUUUCCAGAAAACAGAACUAUUGAGUGGGAAGAGGUCUGCUGCAUUAAGUGAUAAUGGAAAGCAACAAAUGAUGUGGGAUGAUAGCAAUCAGCAGAGUGCAUCAUCUAUGACCUCAAGACCUUUUCCUUUGUUUAAUGAUGCUCAUGCCAGCUCAAACUGUCGUACAGCCCGUAGUUUUCCGCCCCCUGCUAGAUUUGCAUAUGAACUGAAUGAGAGAGUAUCAACUGAUGCUUCCCAUGAGUCCAUUCAACAACCAUCAGAAGAAGCUAGUAAUGAGCAUCUAGAUCAGAGUCACCAGCAAAAGCAAUUUAUAGGGACCACCUUUCAGGCUCAAAUGCACUUGGAUAAUGUUUCUAAUGAUGUUUGGAAAGGACAGAUGUAUGAACAGUCAGUAAACUUUGCAAAAUCUACAGGCAUAGAGCUGAACUUGCAGAACAUGCAGGUUUUGGUUCACCAACAGAAGAUGCCUUUGCCUAAUAUAAAUAGCCAGCUUAGUAACAAGCCAAAUGGAUGGAACAUCAAUGGGUCACUGUCUCCUGAUAAAUUGAAAGCCCAUGAUAAUAAUGUCACAAGUCAAGAUGCUACCUUGCAUGUGGAAAAGAACUAUGACAGCAAUAUUUGGAAGGUUGGUGGAAAUCAGGCAGCUGUAUCCUUGCCUAACUUUUCUGGUGGGUUGCAGCCAAUUAGAUCUGACCGGGGCAGUCCUAGAGUGAGCAAUGAUGAUGCCUGUAUGGGUGACUUUGCUGCUAUUACAACUUCAAGUACCUUGACAUUUAAUCGGGAAAUAAAUCAUGAGGUUCUUAACAGGCAUCAGGGUGAUUAUGGAAAACAUGUUGCUGUUGAUUCCACUGUGAAAUAUAAAGGAGAUGAAAAUUUUACAAAAUACCAGAAUCAGUUAAGCAGGGGUCAACAUGCUUGGGACUCAUCCUUAAAUAACACUGACCAAGGAUCAAGUGAACCAUAUAACGGCAAACAAGAAAAUAGCCUCCCAGAAGAGGUUUCUAAUGAAGGCUAUGAUUUCAGACAAUCACAUCCCACCUUGCAUGCUGAUCCAAGAGGUUGUGCAAGAGAGAAUUUAGCUGGAAAAGAACACCAUCUUUUGGUGAUCAAAGGCCAAAAAUUGUCUGGUCAAUCUAGUUGGAAAACUUUGGGGCCUCACAGGUUUCAGUAUCACCCAAAGGGAAAUUUGGGGAUGGAUAUGGAAACUGAUUCCCAAAGUGACAGAUCAUAUUCUCGGAGCACUUCCCAUUUGGUAGUUCAAGGUUCGAAGAAUCGAGAGCAAGCUGGACAUUUUGUUGGAUACAAUGCUGUUGAUAUGGGAAAGGGGCACUUAAUUGGUACACAAAGGAGUGCAAAAGGAACCAAAGAAAUACAAUAUAAAGGCUCCAUUCCUGGCCGUGACUCUGCUUUGUCUUCAUUUGAUGGAUCAGCUGCUCGUUUUUCUCAGAAUAGAAGUGCUGGCUGGUCAAGUCAAUAUAUGCUCGACCUUCUUCACAACGUGGACCAAUCAAGGGAAAGAAACACUGUUUCAUGUUUCAGUUAUUCUGAUCAUAGUGCACCAUCUGAGAUGCCUGAGUCAGCUGCUUCUGAUGGUUCUGCUCAUCUUCAGCAUAGCCAGUCUUCUGCCUUGAAAGGGUUUGGUUUAACAUUGGCUCCACCAUCUCAAAGACAACCACUUUCAAAUCAUUCCUUGCCCUCACAGACUUCCUUACAAGCAUUAAAUGAUUGUGAUUCAAAGGAGCUGGACUCAGGGGCAGGAGACAAGGAUCAGAUGUGGUUGACAUCGACCACUAAAAUUCCAUCUAUCCCUCCACAUGAAACAUCUGAGGGAGAAAAUUUGGAUGAUGAAUCAAGUAUAUCUGGACAGGCUAGCAUGUCAAGUAUUUAUGAAAACUCCAUGGCUCCCUCCUCACUUCCUUAUGCAUGGAACAAGGAUAUCUUUAAUGCAAACGUACUAGCAACAAUGGACCAUUCAGCAAGACCUUUUGGAAGCGAAGCGGAUGUAGGUGGUCAUAGCAGAUACACUUCUCAUCCUAAUGUGACAGAUGACUCUAGUGGUGGAGCUUUAGCUGAUCAAUCUGCUCAGGUCUCACUACCUAGUGUGGAUGACAGAGUUUCCUCUUUCAGACUUGUGCCAUCUGCUGAUACUUGUGCACCAAUUGCUUCGCAGUUUUAUUCACUAGAUUCAGGGCAUUCUCAGCUGAUAAAUGCAAAUACUCAUGUAAUAAAUUCAGGUCAACAACACUCUCUUGUGGAACCAAAAUCAGUUGACCAGCAUUCUGCUACAACAGGCUUUUCUCAACAAGGUGGCUUUUCAACAAUGUUACAUAAUGUAUGGCCAAGUACAUCAUCUCAUCAAUGCCUAUCUGGAGCCCAGCCUCAAAAGACAGUGCCCAUUGUAAGUCAGUCUACAAGUCCAUUACCUAGCAUGAGGGCUACAAAUUCUUGUACCAUGCAGAUGACCGUUGAUGACAGCAGCAGGAGAGGAGGAAGUGCUCCAUGUGAGAUCGGUUCAUCUUCUAUUGAUUCCUAUCAACAACAGCCGCCUGAUAAGGUGGAUGUUGCUCCUAUGAAAGGCAAUACAUCGCAAGGGCAAGAACUAGUGCGAAAACAUCUCUCUGAUGGAAAUUCUGCUGUCUCCAUUCCAUCACUGGUCUGUCUACACCAGCAAGAUCUCAGUCGAGCAAAACAUGGACAGGACUUGAAUAUUGCCUCUUUAUAUCAUGGUAAGGGUGCCUCUGAACUAACUCUAAAAUCAUUAGAUGCUCAUACACGAAACUACUCCCUGCUUCAGCAGAUGCAGGUGAAGGGUGUAGAGCCUGAUCCUAGUAAACAGAUUGGAAAGAGGCUCAAAGGAGCAGAUUUGGAUUCUGAUGCUGUGCAGAUCGGGUGGACAGGAGGUCAGAGGUUUAUUUUUGGACAGAAUUCAGUUUUGAAGGAACUGGAUGCAAGCAUCCAGCAUAGUUCAUUUCCUUCUGAUGUCAAAAUGCUGAGCUUUUCUUCAAAGGAAAAUGAAGAUAAAAGCACAAGCACGUGUUCUCAGAUCACUGGUAGAGAUUUACCUUCUCAAGAUCUACUUGCCUCAAUACAGCAUGAUAUGCAGAAUCAUGCAAAUUCUCCUAUUAAAAGUUCCAAGUCAACAGGGAAUGAACGGCUGCAGAUUAGUCCUCAAAUGGCUUCUUCCUGGUUUGGGCUGCAUGAGGCCUAUAAAAAUGGUCAAAUUCUAGCAUUGUAUGAUGGACUCAAUAAUUCUCAAAGGACUGCAAAAGGUGCGACCUGCUUCUUUGCAAAAGUUCCUGAGGGCAUGCAUAACAGUACUCUGGUGGAGGAAAGAUUUAAUGCCAGUAAGGUCGGUAACCUCCAGCAGAAUACAUCAUCCGCCGUCAUAGCUACCAUUGAGGCACCUUCUCAUUCUCUACCUCCGGAUGCCAUUGAUAGUAAUAUGAUUCUAAUGCCAAAGAAGCGUAAGAGUGCAACCCUGGAGCUGUUACCUUGGCACAAGGAGGUGAUGGAAGGUUCUAGAAGGUUGCAAACUAUCAGCAUGGCGGAGUUAUAUUGGGCUCAGGCCGCCAAUAGGCUAAUUGAGAAGAUUGGAGAUGAAUUCGAGAUAACGGAAGAUUUCCCAUCAAUUACUCGAUUGCGAAGAAGGCUUGUCUUGACAACUCGGCUAAUACAACAACUCAUUCCCUCUGUACCAGCUAGAUUUCUUAAUGCAGAUGCAACUUCCUAUGAAAAUAUCGCAUACUUCAGUGCUAAAUUAGCACUAGGAGAUGCAUGCAGCCUUGUCUCUUGCUCAGGAAAUGAUUCUCACAUGCUUUUGAACAAUAGAAAAAUGAGACCUGAAGAGCUUAAGUCCUCUGAGAAAGCAGGAGACUCUUUUUUCUCAGAAGUCAUGGGAAGUUUUAUUGGAAGGUUAGAGGAACUUGAAAGCAAUCUCUUGAGAUUGGAGAAGAGGUCUUCUAUAUUAGAUUUAAGAGUGGAAUGCUGGGAUUUGGAGAGGUGUUCCAUCAUCAAUCGUUUUGCAAAGUUCCAUGGUCGGGCUCAGACAGACAGCGUCAGGAGCUCAUUGACCUCCGAAAAUGCACCUCACAGAGAAUUUCACCAGAGAAAGGUGAUGGCUUUUGCCAUGCCUGGAAAUUUUCUUGAGGGGGGGCUAUGUCUCUCUCUCUAGAUCAUUAACUUGUCGAUCGGUUUUUCCUUCACCAUUUGUUGUUAUCAUCCAUCAUCCUGGGUGCUUUAUGCACAUCGUUCACACACAAGUAAACACAAACAGAAGUGGGGAAGUAGUUGCAUCCACUAAAUAUUUUGAAGAAGCUGAUGCAACAAUGUAGGGGUGUCUAUUUUUUCAAAUUGAUUGCUUUGGGUGGUCUUUUCUUUGCUGUGCCCCGGGUAUAGGUUUUUGUGUAUUCAUGAAAGAGGAGGUUUGGCUUAUCCAUUGUCAUUUUUCAAAUGGAGAGGGCUUAUUAUUUGCUUACAUGAGAAAUGACUAUGAUACUUAGGUCGCUUAUAAUCAUCCAAUUCAUCCUCGACCAGAUCCUGCUAUUUUGCAGUCAUAUCAGAAUGCAAGGUACUGCAUUACAUACUCAAAGAAAGAACAAAUGGUAAUGCUGCCA